Messenger RNA from Cuscuta campestris, 984 nucleotides. The record is from the annotation of a GenBank genome assembly. NCBI's taxonomy places the organism in Eukaryota, Viridiplantae, Streptophyta, Magnoliopsida, Solanales, Convolvulaceae.
GCGACACAAACCUCUCGAUUCGAUCCAUCUCCACAUUCCGUAACAGUCUCUUUCUCGCAACAUUCACCUCUGACUUCCUCUCUCUCUCUAGACGACUUCUUUCAGAUCAUUUCGUAGAGCAAAAAGUAGCAGAAAUGGCGGAUCAGCUCACCGACGAACAGAUCUCCGAGUUCAAGGAGGCGUUCAGUCUCUUCGACAAGGACGGCGAUGGUUGCAUCACCACGAAGGAGCUUGGGACAGUUAUGAGGUCAUUGGGACAAAACCCAACUGAAGCUGAGCUCCAGGAUAUGAUAAAUGAGGUAGAUGCUGAUGGUAAUGGAACUAUUGACUUCCCAGAAUUUUUAAAUCUAAUGGCGAGGAAGAUGAAAGACACCGAUUCUGAGGAGGAGCUGAAGGAGGCAUUCAGGGUUUUCGACAAGGACCAGAACGGUUUCAUCUCCGCUGCUGAGCUACGCCACGUGAUGACUAAUCUCGGGGAAAAGCUUACAGAUGAGGAAGUUGACGAGAUGAUUCGAGAGGCCGACGUCGACGGUGAUGGGCAGAUCAACUACGAGGAGUUUGUCAAGGUUAUGAUGGCCAAGUAAUGACUCUUUUCUUUCCUUUCCUCCCUUCCCAAUAUAAAACUUUCUAGGUUCUACAUGCUUGACAAUUUGGAAUGAAGACCUAAAACUUUGAUGGGGUGGAUGGUUCAACUAAUAUAAUGCUUAUCUAUUUAUUUUUUUCCUUUUUAUUUUCUAGUAUUUUGAGUGGUUUGUUGGUUGGACUUUGAAUCACAGUAUUAUUUUUCCUACCGCAACGGGUUGUGGAUAAGACUCUUUAUCCCCCUCCCUUUGGCGACGUGUCUUGUUUUUGAACUUAUUGAUUGGUGUCACGUUUGUAAAUUUCUCUGCCGGGCAGACUUGCUUUAUGAACCGUGCUAAUUGAGUUUCUUCUAUAUAUGUUCAAUGUGUUAUAUGAGGCACCUAAUUAAUGUUUAUGGCAUCU